GAGAUGGUGACAGAUGUGCAGCUGGCCAUAUUUGCCAACAUGCUGGGCGUCUCGCUCUUCCUGCUGGUGGUUCUCUAUCAUUACGUGGCCGUCAACAACCCCAAGAAACUGGAGUGAGGCUGUGAGAGAGACAGGAUGACGAGGACCAAGACCCGGACGCUCAAGCAGCCUGUACAUUUCCAUUUUGUAUGAAAAAGAUGUGAAUAAAUUGUCUCAAUAAUAAUCA
Molecule: messenger RNA, 226 nt
Organism: Puntigrus tetrazona (Sumatra barb)
Lineage: Eukaryota; Metazoa; Chordata; Actinopteri; Cypriniformes; Cyprinidae
Gene: ost4
Product: oligosaccharyltransferase complex subunit 4 (non-catalytic)
Exons: 2
Coding region: 4-117 (37 amino acids)
Cellular component (GO): oligosaccharyltransferase complex
Source: RefSeq, a predicted model, not a curated record